CUUCUCAUUAGCCAUUCCAGACAAGGCUCCUCUUAAGUAAAAGCAAACCAGUCAGGAGACAGUGAAUUUGAACUUUAAAGGCAUUUAAUGGUCUUCUUGGGGUCUUUAAUAUUCUUCCGGAUUUUUGGAUUGAAGAUUUAUUUUUUAUCAAAGUAUAACAAUUUAAAUCAACUUUUCCUCUACUAACAGGAGUUAUGCUACAGAGAAGACUGUUUUGGCUGACUGUGUUGCUAUCUUUCUGCAUCUCGAUACACUGUGAAGAUGAAGAAAAAGAAGAUGAAACCUCAUUUGAUCUUAUUGAAAUCAGUAACAUAAACAAAAGGACAGUUGGUGCAAAAAUAUUUCGUGGACAGGAACCAAAUACUCCAGCAUUUCGUUUUCUUCGGUUUGACCACAUACCACCCGUUAAUGCUGAAAAAAUGAAAAGAAUUAUAGAUUUGAUCCAGCUCAAUGAAGGUUUUAUCCUUACAUCCACCUUCAGACAGGAUAAGCAGAACAGGGGAACUCUUCUUGCUAUAGAAGGUCCUGGCAUCUCCAACAGACUGUUCGAAUUGGUUUCAAAUGGAAAAGCCAAUACUCUGGACCUAAUUUAUUGGUAUGAUGGAUCUCAGAACGUUAUCUCCUUGGAAGAUGUUGACCUUGCUGAUUCUCAGUGGAAAAAUGUUACAAUUCAAGUGUCUGGAGAAAACUUCAAUCUCUAUGUUGGCUGUGACCUUAUUGACAGUUUCCGCCUGGAGGAGACAUUCUAUGAACAUUUGAAAUCUGACAACAGCAAGAUGUAUUUAGCUAAAGGUUCUAUAAGAGAAAACCAUUUCAGGGGACUACUUCAAAGUGUCCAUUUAAUUUUUGAUACUACAGUUGAUGAUAUUUUAAGGAAGAAAGGUUGUCAGCUAAACCAUGCAGGUGAUGUUAACACCAUCAUUGAAAAAACUGAAAUCCUCCAUCUCGCGCCCAUAACAACAGAAUAUGUUGGCCAGAAAGCAGAAAAAAAGGUGGAUUUCUGCGACAGGUCAUGUGACGAGUUGGGUACAAUGUUUACUGAGUUGACCGGCUUACGCAUUGUUGUAAACAACCUGCUUGAUAAUCUUCAAAAAGUGUCUGAGGAGAACCAAGUGUUAUGGGAGCUGAUUGGGCCAAAUAGAACCUUAAAGAAUCAAUCUAUGUGCUGGCAAGAUGGUCGGGUCUUUGCAGAUAAUGAAGAUUGGAUUGUUGACAGCUGCACAAAAUGUACCUGCCAGAAUUCAAAAACUGUAUGUCAUCAAAUUACUUGCCCUGCAGUGCAUUGUGCUAACCCAUCUUUCAUUGAGGGAGAAUGUUGUCCAGUCUGCUUCCCGAUGGACAGUGAAGCCGGUUGGUCUCCAUGGUCAGAGUGGACAGAGUGUUCUCUAACAUGCGGUUCUGGAACACAGCAACGGGGGCGGUCAUGUGAUGUCACCAGCAGUACAUGUGAAGGAUCAUCAAUUCAGACCAGGUCAUGCAACCUUGGCAAAUGUGAUCACCGCAUACGUCAGGAUGGAGGUUGGAGUCAUUGGUCACCUUGGUCUGCUUGUUCUGUAACUUGUGGAAUUGGCAACAUCACCCGUAUCCGCCUGUGUAAUUCCCCUAAACCACAACUAGGAGGGCAAAACUGUACUGGAGCUGGACGAGAGACGAAACAAUGUGAAGGAGUGCCCUGUCCAAUUAAUGGAAAGUGGGGUCCCUGGUCACCAUGGUCCAGCUGUAGUGUUUCAUGUGGUGGGGGUCUACGAGAAAGGUCUCGGCUAUGUAAUAAUCCCAAACCACAAUACGGUGGGAAGAAGUGCAGUGGCGAUGUCAAAGAAAAAGAUAUGUGCAAUAAGCAGGAUUGUCCUAUUGAUGGAUGUUUGUCCAAUCCAUGCUUUCCUGGAGCAGAAUGCAACAGCUAUCCAGAUGGAUCCUGGUCAUGUGGUUCUUGUCCUGUUGGUUACAUUGGCAAUGGAACCUUCUGUGAAGAUCUUGAUGAGUGUGCGCUGGUAACAGAUGCCUGCUUCAAACUUGGUGGAGUUCAUCGUUGUGUAAAUACAAAUCCAGGCUACCACUGCCUACCUUGCCCUCCUCGUUAUAAGGGUAACCAACCCUAUGGUGCUGGUCUUGAAGUAGCCAAGAAAGAUAAACAGGAAUGUGAACCAAUAAACCCAUGCAAGGACAAAACACAUAGUUGUCACAAAUAUGCAGAAUGUAUCUACAUAGGACACUUCAGUGAUCCAGUCUAUAAAUGUGAAUGCCGAACGGGUUAUGCUGGAGAUGGCAUUCUUUGCGGGGAAGACUCUGAUUUGGAUGGUUGGCCCAAUAGUAACUUGAUCUGUGCUGCUAAUGCCACUUACCACUGUACUAAAGAUAACUGUCCCCUUCUACCUAACUCUGGACAAGAAGACUUUGACAAGGAUGGCAUUGGGGAUGCUUGCGAUAAAGAUGAUGAUAAUGAUGGAGUGGACGAUGAAAAGGAUAAUUGUCCUUUACUAUACAACCCCCGUCAGUUUGACUAUGACAAGGAUGAAGUAGGAGAUCGCUGUGAUAACUGUCCCUAUGUGCACAAUCCUGCGCAAAUUGACACUGAUAAUAACGGAGAGGGAGAUGCUUGUUCUGUGGAUAUUGACGGAGAUAAUAUUCUAAAUGAACUGGAUAAUUGCCCAUAUGUCUACAAUACAGACCAGAAGGACACUGAUAAGGACGGCGUUGGCGAUCAGUGUGAUAAUUGCCCGUUGAUGCACAAUCCUGACCAGACCGAUGUGGAUAAUGACCUUGUCGGUGACCAAUGUGAUAACAAUGAAGAUAUUGAUGAGGAUGGCUACCAAAACAACUUAGACAAUUGCCCAUACAUUCCCAAUGCAAAUCAGGCUGACCAUGAUAAAGAUGGCCGAGGUGAUGCCUGUGAUUCUGAUGAUGAUAAUGAUGGUGUCCCCGAUGAUAGAGACAAUUGCCGGUUGGUUUUUAACCCUGACCAAAAGGACUCCAAUGGUGACGGACGAGGUGAUGCCUGUAAGGAUGACUUUGAUAAUGACAGUAUUCCUGAUAUAUAUGAUGUUUGUCCAGAAAACAGUGGAAUUAGUGAAACUGAUUUCAGAAAAUUCCAAAUGGUGCCUCUCGAUCCAAAGGGAACAGCUCAGAUUGAUCCCAACUGGGUCAUUCGUCAUCAAGGAAAAGAGCUGGUGCAGACUGCCAACUCAGAUCCUGGCAUAGCAGUGGGAUUUGACGAGUUCAGUGCAGUUGACUUCAGUGGUACUUUCUACGUGAAUACUGAUCGAGAUGAUGACUAUGCAGGCUUCGUAUUUAGCUAUCAGUCCAGUAGCAGAUUUUAUGUACUUAUGUGGAAGCAGGUCACACAAACCUACUGGGAGGAUAAGCCAUCUAGAGCAUACGGAUAUUCUGGUGUAUCUUUGAAAGUUGUAAACUCCACAACGGGUACUGGGGAGCAUUUGAGAAAUGCCCUAUGGCACACUGGAAACACCCCAGGAGAGGUACGCACCUUGUGGCACGAUCCCAAAAAUGUUGGCUGGAAGGAUUAUACUGCAUACAGGUGGCAUCUGACCCACAAACCUAAGACUGGUUUUAUCAGGGUAGUUGUUUAUGAAGGAAAGCAGAUUAUGGCAGACUCUGGCCCUGUAUACGACAAGACAUAUGCUGGUGGACGACUUGGACUGUUUGUGUUCUCUCAAGAAAUGGUUUUCUUCUCAGAUCUUAAAUAUGAAUGCAAAGAUUUCUAAGUACUAGUGCAACAUAAAGUAGAAAGUACUUAUUAUUGGCGACCAAGACACCUCAGCUCACCCAGUACUCCAAAUUGCUCUUUUUAAUUACCUCUUGGCUACUGGAAGGGAAGAGCCUUGUGUACCAUCCAAAAAAACAGAGAAGUGAACCAAUGGAAAAUAAAGUGAAAAUCAAACACAGAAGAAUGGAGGAAAAAAACCAAAAUAUUACAUGUUUUCUAAAUAAGUAUAAUGCAGAGAUGAGUGAAUUUCUCUUUAUUUAAUAUUCUUAAUUGAUGCAAUACUAAUAUCACAGUAUAGUAUAAUAAAUAUAAAUAUAAUGCAUAAUUCCCGGCUCAUACAAAUGAAAAUCUCAUUGCACCCUUGUUUUACUUCUAAGCAUUUGAGUAAUUAACUCAUUAAUUAUUCUAAAACGCACACAUCUAUAUAAUCCAAUUUCAUUGGAACUUCUGGACUAUCAUUACAAUAAUAAUCCGCAUGUUGUGCAAUAUAGAUAGUUAAGUAAAUGUACAAAAAGAAAUAUUUAAAUGAAAGAUGAAAUGAAUACACAGAUGUGAAUGUAAAAAAUUUCCUUAUUGAGUGCCUUAAAUAUAAUAUCAGCCUCUGUUUUCUAAUGUUAACCCUAUACACUGACUGUAAUGCAGUACAUCAUAAAAUGCUUCUUAGGGGCCUAUUUAUGAUUGCGCGAGCGGACAUGAUCCGAUAUGGCAGAUCAUGUCCGCUGCACAUCGAUAAAUGCUGACAGCAUACACUCUCGGCAUUUAUCAUUGCAUCAGCAGUUCUUGUGAACUUCUGGUGCAAUGCCGCCCCCCCUGCAGAUUUGCAGCCAAUCGGCCGCUAGCAGUUGGUGUCAAUCAACCCCUGUCGAUUUCUAUCCGUGGCCUGAGACCAGGCGGACAGGUUAUGGAACUUGAUAAAUAUGCCCCCAAACCUAGACCACUAGAGAUCAAUUAUUGCUAUAUUUAAUAUCCCUUUACAAUAUUUCUUGCGUAGGUAGGAUAAAACAUUUGGAUCGGUGUUCAGUUAUGCAUUUUAGUUACUGGAAAAAUAAUUUCCUAAAAAAAAAUAUUGAUAGGUUAUGUAAAAUCAUUAUUUAGCUUCUCAAACAUAGAUUUAGUAAAUGCUAUGUUUCUUCUGGAAAGAUGCAUAGACAUAAGGAUUUUGAUGGUAGAUGAGAACAAAUACUUUUUUCUUAAGUGUUAUCUCAAUUAAUAUCCAGGAUAGAGAUAUAGAUCCUCUAGAUAUUCCUAAUACAUACAGUAUAUGUAUAUAUAUAUAUAUACAGUAUAUAAAAGUUCAGACAGAUUGCACUCCAGACCUCCAAUAGCAACAACCCAAGGUGCAUCAAGACAAGUCAUAAACAGCAGCAAAGGACAAGUGUGUACCACUUUUUGUCUUAGGAUGGACCGUAUGGUCUGAAAACUUUCACAAAUAAGGAAUCUUAUUGGAGUGCGCUUCCUUUGCUGCUGUAUAUACAGUAUAUAUAUAUAUAUAUAUAUAUAUAUAUAUAUAUAUAUAUAUAGAAAGAAAGAAAAGGAUUCAAGAAUGUAUAGGCUUUUAAAAAUAUUUAUAAAUUUAAACUAGUUGGACCUGAUUGUCCUAAGCAAUCUUCAAACUUAAUGAAUAGCUCAACAAAUUGCCUUAUAUUUUCUAUAUUAAUUGUUUGGGCUCCAGAUAAUGCAUACAGAAUUUAUAACAUGAUAUUUCUCGUUAUUGGUGGCCAUUGGAUAGCAUUAAUUAUGUGGGACUCUUUUAUUUUUAAAAAAAAUAAAUAAAUACAGUUACAGUCUAGAUAAACAUUUUUUGCAUAUUCAACGUGAGGUUCAUGUUUAUAAUAAACAGCUAAAACCAAUCUUUCAUAUCUUCUAGGAAACCUAAUACACAAUUAUUACAAUGUUAUUAUUAUCAUACCACUAGAAUUUCAGUAGUAUAUUUCACAGGGCAAGUUUUUAAAUAUUACAGUAACAAAUUACAUUAACUCUACAAUAUUUGCAUACAAUAAAGUGUUUCUGUAAUGUAUAAAUUAUGCCCUUUUACAUGCACAAUAAUAUUAUAAUGUAAUAGCUAACAAAUGCUUGUUUGAUGCCUAUUUAGAUGACAAAUGUGUACUGAAAUGUUAGCUGCCGUGCUUAAUGUAAUUAUUCCACAACCAUCAUCUGUUAUUUUAUAACCUGGGUACAAUAUACAUCUGUCAUUUAUCAAUGCCCUGUGUAGUUUUGUAUAACUCUGUAAAUAGGACUUUUUGAUAGUAUGGGGGGUACCAGACUUUGUAGUAGCAAGAAAAAAGUUAUUCAAUUGAAAUAUAAGAUAUUCUAAUAGUUAUUUUUAUUAAUAAAAACAUAAGCAAAGAGAUUUGAUGUAUAGAUAAGAUAUAACCAGGGAAUUAUAGAAUUCGGAAGAAUUGAAUUUUGGUCUAUAAUGCAUUUUCAUGUAUUUUAUUGUUUUAUUCUUUUGAACAAAUUCACUGUGUUAUUUUUUUUUUUGCACAUUUAUAAUAUUGUUUUCUUAAUGUUUUUUUUUUUUUUUAAAUGUUCAAAUUUGUAGUGUUUCUUUUUUCUUCUUCAUACAUCAAAAUCUCCAGUUCUUCAUUAAAUGUAUGCAAUGUAAUUGAUGUGUAGUCUAUUUGGGGUUUGUUCCACAAAACGUGGAACAGAAGAUGUUAAUAUUAAUAGACUGUACAAUUAUGUGUCCUUUGUAAAUUAUUUAUGAUGUCGUUUUUUUUUUUCUUUCUUCCACGUAUUUUAGUUUUAUUGAAGUAAAAAAAAAGAAAAAGAGUAAUUGUGUUUUCCAAAGAUUGUAAAUACUUAUUUAUUUGUUUACAUUAUGAAGUCCUACAUUUAACCAAAGCCUACGUUUUUUUAUACUUAUUAAACAUUGGUUAGUAAAUAAAAUAUAAACAAAGGUUUCAUUGA
Messenger RNA from Bombina bombina (fire-bellied toad), 6634 nucleotides. It is a transcript of the gene THBS2, whose product is annotated as thrombospondin 2. Bases 195 to 3722 code for a protein of 1175 amino acids. Gene Ontology annotation, cellular component: extracellular region. The transcript is spliced from 22 exons. NCBI's taxonomy places the organism in Eukaryota, Metazoa, Chordata, Amphibia, Anura, Bombinatoridae. The record is from RefSeq and is a predicted model, not a curated record. Gene Ontology annotation, molecular function: protein binding; calcium ion binding. Gene Ontology annotation, biological process: cell adhesion; negative regulation of angiogenesis.